Messenger RNA from Fukomys damarensis (Damara mole-rat), 3677 nucleotides. It is a transcript of the gene Caprin2, whose product is annotated as caprin family member 2. The coding region runs from base 298 to 3321 and encodes 1007 amino acids. Gene Ontology annotation, biological process: positive regulation of canonical Wnt signaling pathway. The record is from RefSeq and is a predicted model, not a curated record. Gene Ontology annotation, molecular function: signaling receptor binding. Gene Ontology annotation, cellular component: cytoplasm. Lineage: Eukaryota; Metazoa; Chordata; Mammalia; Rodentia; Bathyergidae. The transcript is spliced from 18 exons.
UAGCAGCCCUGCAGCCUCGCGUCCCCCCUGCGCGGUGCUUGCGGCUUGCGAGCGUGCCCAGUGCCCCUGGGCGUGGAUUUGCCGCCGGGCCCUAGAGCAAGCCAAGGGAAGUUAACAGUCUCGUUCCAGAAACUGCUGUUUCACUCAGUGGGAGUUUGAAGUUUUCUGUGAAGUGUUCCUGAUCAUCGAGUUUGGAAUUGAGGGGCCAGGUCAGGAGGUUCCGUGAAGGCCCCUUUGCCUGCCUGCCUGCCUGCCUGCUCACCUGCAGGCCGUUUGGAGGAGGAAAGAGUAGGGAAUAUGAAGUCAGCCAAGCCCCAGGUGAACCACAGUCAGCAUGGGGAAAGCCAGCGGGCCCUGAGCCCCCUGCAGUCUGCGCUCGGUUAUGCUGCAUCUCCAUCCCAGGCUUAUGAGACCUACAUCGACAACGGACUCAUAUGCCUUAAACACAAAAUUAGAAACAUCGAGAAAAAGAAGCUCAAACUGGAAGAUUACAAGGAUCGCCUGAAAAAUGGAGAGCAACUUAAUUCAGAUCAGCUGGAGGCAGUAGAGAAAUAUGAAGAAGUGCUACAUAAUUUGGAAUUUGCCAAGGAACUUCAGAAAACCUUUGCUGCACUGAGCCAAGAUCUAUUGAAAGUGCAGAAAAAGGCACAGAGAAGGGAGCACAUGAUAAAACUUGAGGCUGAGAAGAAAAAGCUUCGAACUAUACUUCAAGUUCAGUAUGUAUUACAGAACUUGACACAGGAACAUGUACAGAAAGACUUCAGAGGGGGGUUGAAUGGUGCAGUGUAUUUGCCUUCAAAAGAACUUGACUACCUCAUUAAAUUUUCAAAACUGACCUGCCCUGAAAGAAAUGAAAGUCUGAGUGUUGAAGACCAGAUGGAGCAGUCAUCCUUGUACUUUUGGGACCUUUUGGAAGGUAGUGAGAAAGCAGUUGUAGGAACGACAUACAAGCACAUGAAAGAUCUGCUGUCUACACUACUGAACUCAGGUUAUUUUGAGAGGAUUCCAGUUCCCAAAACUGCUAAGGAAAAAGAAGUAUCCUUGGAAGAAGAAAUGCCAAUGCAAUCAGAGAAGAAAAAACAAUCAGUGAAGACUGAAUCUAUUGAAGAGUCAGAGACUCUUACGGAACUUUCACAGCCAGAGAUACAACCCCAGGAGUUUCUUAACAGACGCUAUAUAACAGAAGUAGAUUGUUCAAAGAAACAAGACAAAGAGCAGACUUGGGAAGCAGAUUAUCCUAAGAAACCAAAUCUCCCCAAAUGUUGGGAUAUGCAUAGUGAAUCAGACGGUCAAGAGAAGAGACCGGAAUCUUUCAAGUCCUGGGAGUCUCCACUUAAGCAGCAGGAUAUAUCAAAGAUUGCCAUUUCCUUAGCACAGAGGAAACAAGAGAUUCCAAAACUCAGGUCAACCCUCCCGGAAGAGAAGCAGCAGGAGAUCUCCAAACCCAAGCCACCUCCCAGCCAGUGGAAUCAGGAAGCUCCUAAGUCCAAAGAGGAGCAGAAGAAUCUGGAGACACCAAAGCCUUGGCCAGUUCAGCUGCAGAAAGAAAAGGAUCCAAAGAAGCCCAUGCCAAAGUCCUGGACACCUGUGCAGAGUGAACAGAAUGUCAGCAAGCCGUGGACCACUCCCAUGUGUGACGGUCAGGAUUCCAAGCAGCCAGCGACUUCAGAAUCUUGGGACCACAGUGCUGAGAGUCAGAAAUGCUCUUUGGUGCCACAGUCUCAGAUUUCUCCAAAGUCCUGGGGAGUAGGCACAGCAAGUCUCUUUCCAGAUGAGCAGCUGCUGCCCAGGAAGCUCAACACAGAGCCCACAGAUGUGCCUAAGCCCGUGCCUCAGCCUCUAGAUUCUUCCUCUGCCCUUCCAAAGGAUCCAGUACUAAGGAGAGAAAAACUGCGGGAUCUGAUGACCCAGAUUCAAGGAACUUGUAAUUUUAUGCAAGAAUCUGUUCUGGAUUUUGACAAACCUUCAAGUGCAAUUCCAUCAUCACAACCUCCUUCAGCUUCUUCAGGUAGCCCAGUAGUUUCUGCAGUAUCCACAGAGCAAAAUAUGACCACUCAAAGUGAUUUUCUUCAAGAGCCAUUACAGGCAGCAGUUUCCCCAAGCAAGCCACCAUCUUCACUGGCUUCUCCAAGUCCUCCCACGUCAAAGGGCUCUGAACAGGGCUUCCGGUCGCCUGCAGCAAGCAGUAGUUCAAUAACAAUUAACACAGCACCCUUUCAAGCCAUGCAGACAGUAUUUAAUGUUAAUGCACCGCUGCCUCCACGGAAAGAACAAGAAAUAAAGGAAUCCACUUAUCCACCUGGCUACAAUCAGAGUUUUACUACAGCAAGUACACAAACACCACCCCAGUGCCAACUGCCAGCUAUACAUGUAGAACAGACUGCUCUGUCUCAAGAGACUGCUGCAAAUUAUCAUCCUGAUGGAACUAUUCAAGUAAGCAAUGGUAGCCUUGCCUUUUACCCAGCACAGAUGAAUGUAUUUCCCAGACUCACACAGCCAUUUGUCAGCAGUCGGGGAUCUGUGAGAGGAUGUGCUCGUGGUGGGAGAUUACUCACGAAUUCCUAUCAAUCUGCUGGCAGUUAUAAAGGUUUUGAUACUUAUAGAGGACCUCCUUCCAUUUCCAAUGGAAAUUAUAGCCAGCUGCAGUUCCAAGCUAGAGAAUACCCUGGAACACCUUAUUCCCAAAAGGAUAAUUUCCAGCAGUGCUAUAAGCGAGGAGGGACACAUGGUGGUCCUCGGGCAAAUUCAAGAGCAGGGUGGAGUGAUUCUUCUCAGGUGAGCAGCCCAGAAAGAGACAACGAAACCUUCAACAGUGGUGACUCUGGCCAAGGAGACUCCCGUAGCAUGACCCCUGUGGAUGUGCCAGUGACAAACCCUGCCGCCACCCUACUGCCAGUCCACAUCUAUCCCCUGCCUCAGCAGAUGCGUGUUGCCUUCUCAGCAGCCAGAACCUCGAACCUGGCCCCUGGAGGCUUAGACCAACCCAUUGUGUUUGAUCUUCUUCUGAACAACUUGGGAGAGACGUUUGAUCUUCAUCUUGGUAGAUUCAGUUGCCCAGUGAAUGGCACUUAUGUUUUUAUUUUCCACAUGCUAAAGCUGGCAGUGAAUGUGCCGCUCUACGUCAACCUCAUGAAGAAUGAGGAGGUCUUGGUGUCGGCCUAUGCCAAUGAUGGUGCUCCAGACCACGAAACUGCUAGCAAUCAUGCAGUUCUUCAGCUCUUCCAGGGAGACCAGAUAUGGUUACGUCUGCACAGGGGAGCAAUUUAUGGUAGCAGUUGGAAAUACUCUACAUUUUCAGGCUAUCUUCUUUAUCAAGAUUGAAAGUCAGUACGGAAUUGACAAUAAAAGGGACGUGUUCACAUUAAUGAAGAAGUAGCUCUUGACCUGCUGACUGAUGGCUUAGGAAAAAUGUUCAUUCUAGUGGAAUGAGGAGGUCCUCACUUUUUUGUUUUCCUGCCCAGGUGAAAAUUUUCAAGCUGAGUGACAGCACUAAUCUGGCACUUCAUAAAUUGUGAUGUAGCCUCACUAGUCAAGCUGUGAAUGUACAUUGUUUGCACUUAAUCCUUAACUGUAUUAAUGUUCAGCUUACUAAACUGACUGCCUCAAGUGCAGACAAGUUACAAUGCCUUGUUGUGCCUCAAUAAAAAAGUUAACCUGCAUCUUCAUGUGCUCCCAUU